CGAUGUUUCACCAUCUCUAAGUUGACUUCCCCGAUUUAACAAAUUUAUUUUGAUUUCUGUCAACUAAAGUUAACGGGUUUAUUUCUUUCAUAUUCUGCCUAUCUUUGCAUUUGUUAAGCUUACAAGUUCCCUUUUCUUCAAGUUAAAUAUAGGCGCGCCACCGAAAAAAGCGAAAAUCGCUGACUGCGCAUCUUUCUUUGUUGUUGCGCCCAAAAAACACAUGUGCGCCGUGGAAGAAGAAGAACAAUAACAUAUCACAUAAUUUUUGCAUCGUCAUCGGGAAUGUCGGACCUCGACAACAUAUUCAUCAAUGUGCGGGCACGCCUCCAAUCCGAGGGCGUAAAGCUCUGGGAAGAGCCGUACUAUUCCGAGGAACUCGGCAGCAUCGAGGGCGCCCUUGAGAACCUGGCCAAAGAGUACUCUCGCUCACUGGGCUUCAAUAUGAGCCGCUGCAAGUUCAUUUUGACGGAGCUGCAGGAGAAUGCCCUCCGUAAACUGGCCGCCCGGCGUGAGUUCUCCGCCACCGGAUUGGCCACGUUCAAGGUGCGCCGGAUUGACAACCGCAGCGGCACCACCAACAUGCUGGACAUUAAGUGUGACCUGAACGCCUUGGGCUCCGAUCUGCAGGCGAUCAUCGCCGAGAAACUCCAGUUGCCGGAUAAGAAUCACGUUAAGUGCAUCGCUGCCGGAAGAAUGGUGGCUGCCAAUGCCACUCUGGCUGCCCAGCAGCUGAAGAACAACCAGCAGUUGAUUGUGAUCGUGGGCGAUGGGGAUAAUCACAGUGAAGCCCUCUACGAGCGGAUCAAUCGGAUCAAGGCCGAUGUGCUGGCAGUGGUGUCCUCGCAAAAUCGCCUCGUUGAGAUGGAGGACCAGAAUGGCAGCGCCGUCUUUCUGCCGCCCGCCGAGAAUCGGGCCCUGCUCAUCGGCUUGGGAUUUUGCGAGAAGGCCCGGGCGGCCAUGCUGCGCGAGGAUUUCGAGGAGGCCCUGCUGUUGCUGCUGGAGGCCGACGAGUCCUUUGCCACCUGCGAUUCGCAGUUCCUCGAGUCGGUGGACAACUAUGCCCUGCUCAAUCUGGAUAUAGUGUGGUGCUAUCUCUGCCUAAAGAACGUGACCCAGCUGCCGGAUGCCGAGCGUCGUCUGGACGUCUGCGGUCGCAACUUCCGUCGCAGCUAUGGCGAAAAAUUCGAGAGGCUGUACUUGCUGAAGGGCAAAACCUGUCCGGAACGGGCCCUGAUCAUGCGCCUACAGCUGCUCCAGGGCGUGGUGAUGUUCCACCAGAAUCGACGCGAUGAGGCCUUCGAGCGCUUCGAGGCGGCCAGCAUGCUGCUGCGGGAGCUCAAGGUCAACGCCGAUCAACUGGCUCUCCUCGUGGAGAUGGGCUUCGAGGAGACCGAGGCCCGGCUGGGUCUGCGCUCCUGCGAGAGCAACGGCAACGUGGAGCAGGCGGUGCAGUUCAUCCAGGAGCGUCGGCAGCAGCUGAAGGAUGCCCGCACGCAGUCCAAGGCGGAGCGGGCUCUGCAGCGCCGUCUGAUGCGCUGCAAUGCCAACGAUAGCGAUUGGGUUAAUCCGCGCAGCGUCUGCACCCUCACCGAAAUGGGAUUCGAAAGGGCACUGGCCAUUCUAGCCUUGCAGCGCUCCGAAAAUGAUUUACCCAAAGCGGUGGAACUGCUGCAGACCGAGUCCGACGCACUGCGUGCCGCUUUGCCCCAGAAGAGAGCAUCCGCCGACACGGUCAAGCUGGCCCAUCUCCUCCAGCUGGGAUUCAACGAGGACAACGUUCGCGUGGCCCUGGAGACCACAUCGAAUGACAUCGAGCGGGCCAUCGAAUGUCUGUUGCGUGCCUUUCAGAACGAAGAUGAGCUGAAGCAGACCAUGGAUCGAGUUAGCCGUAUGGUUGACUCCAAGGGCCAGGAUUUGGAUGGUCCCUCCACCUCGAACGCCCAGGCUGCACCGCCAUUGGCCAUCAUCGAUGCGGUUUUGAAGCACGCACGCUCCGAAAUCGAGACCUACAAGGCAUACGAGCGGUUCAACGCUGACCUCAGCCAAAACGAUAUGGACUACUUGGAUCUGCCACUCGUUCAGGAGGAAAAAAUUCUGGCAGAAUAUCUCAAAAUGCUGCAGCAGUGAUAUUCAUCCGCCUUCCUAUUGCUAAAUCUCCGCUCAAUAUUAAAAAACGAGAACCGGUUGUGGAGAUAACAGUAAUCAUGACUUGUCUAUACUGCAUAUCGUAGUCUUAUAAUGGCACUUAAGUGGCAUUCAGACCCCCCACUCGGCAAAUAGUAACAUAUAAAGUUUUAUAAGCACAUGCGCCUGCCCCUUCUAUUGACAACUGCGAAAUGUGAUUACGCCGAGACAGCGGCAGAAUUUACCUUUCCGAGCCACCUGAAACUUGUUAGCGCCUCUGGCAAUUACUUUUUUGUUUUUUUGUUUUCUUUUUUUUUUUAUUUGUCGCUUGACUCUCGACCCCGGGCUCAAACGGCAGCGCUUGAUUGGCUCCAGCAGUCGUGACCUUGUCGAGGCCAAAGGGCGCCGCCCACCAAGCUCAUCCCCUCUUCCAAUUUAAACGGAAUUUUCACGAUCUUCUCUAAGCUAAAUGUGCUUUACAAAGGCUCAUGCUAACGAUUUGUAUACAUUAUGUAUAUUUGGGACAUAAUUGUGUAUGCAAAAAACGGAAAAAAUUGUAACGAAAAAAAGUAACUAAGCGAUUACUUACUAUAUAGUUAAGUGCGGGUUAAAAUAAAAGUUUGCAACGAUUUUUUUUUAAAUAUUUACAGCAAGCCUUAAAGCUAACUUACUUUUCAAUACGGAUUAAAAACAGCUCGAGAAAUAAGGGUUCGAAAAAUAGUAGAUGUGUCUAAAAUAUGAGGUGAUUGCAAUUCAAUGUCGGUUUAGCGGAAGAAUAGAGACUGGAUUGAAAAGUUGAUAAUAUGUAAACUUUGAUUUGUUUAACUGAAUAACAAAACAGGUGUAAAAAUAUAGUCAUUCGAUUUUAAGCAUUACAGAAUACAGAAUAUCAAUGCGCAAUAUUUUAGGUUUAAUAGGUUUUAGAGGAUGUAAAACAUAUAUUUUUUGAAGAAUCAAAUUAAGGCAUGUGAUACAUACGUUAAUUCAUUAGAGAAUACAUUUCAAAUGUAGAAAAAUAAUGGCCAUUACAUGUCCAAAGACAAUUUGUUCCCACAAUUUUAUACUUUGAAUAAACUAUGUUAAAAGUACGUAUGUUAUUUUGGAAUACCAUUUCUUUGAAUUCGUUCCCAAAGAAAAUAUGUUUAAAUAGUAUUUAGUAUAGUAUCUGAAAACCCCAGUAAAAGGCCUUAAAUAAUUAAAUUGUUGAUUGGAAAGCAGCUAAGUACAGAUUGAAGUAAGCGAACGACACUUGAACCUCCCAUUUCCCCAUUAACCCUUCUCUGUUUCAAGGGGGUCGCAUGCGUGCCGUAAGUGGGAGGUGACGUCGGCUGUAGCGGUAACACAUGGAAGCCACAAGCUGAGUCAACCGACUUCCUACCUAUAUUUACUUCGGAUCGGUCUGUAAUAAUGGCUUCGUUUUAAUGGAAGUCAGCAGUGACUGAACCUAACCAAUGAACCCGGAAUGAUAUCAAGGAGAUUUAAAACCAAAGUUAAUAAAAUUCACUUAGUUUUUAA
Messenger RNA from Drosophila elegans, 3639 nucleotides. Its product is annotated as NEDD8 ultimate buster 1. Gene Ontology annotation, biological process: regulation of ubiquitin-dependent protein catabolic process. Bases 283 to 2127 code for a protein of 614 amino acids. The transcript has 5 exons. Gene Ontology annotation, molecular function: protein binding. Lineage: Eukaryota; Metazoa; Arthropoda; Insecta; Diptera; Drosophilidae. The record is from RefSeq and is a predicted model, not a curated record.